GUCGCACCUGUCAGCACAAAUCCGAGUUAUCGCUGCGCUAUCGGAUUUGGUUCCGUAGUAUAUUCAAUUCCUAAACGGAGACUAAAAAUAAUAUCCUCAGGUUAUAAAUAUUAGAUUCAUAAGAUUACACUAGUCUAGUAAGCUCAUAUUCAAAAAAAAAAUAUGUUCACUAACUUGUUAGUGACGCGGAUCAGACAUCUAUUAGUAACCAUCGGUGCCCUGCUGAAGCGUGUACUAUGCUGUUGUUCCCGGCGCCGGAAAGCGUCGACCAGCGAAUGUGAGGCACUUAGUUCCGUGGACGUCGUUAGAGACGUGAAUAGUCAUAAAUAUAAGAACAUAGUUGAAAAAGACUGGAACUCCUGGGACGAUUCGCCAGCUACGGUUGAGGAACACAUCGAGCGUUAUCGGGAGCAAUUGGCAGCGCCACCCGCUCCCAGAGAACCGGCCCCGGAGGAGCAAAUUGACUUUUUCCAGGACAUGGCACCACAGAUCGUAACCCAACAAAAGAUUUGCAUUGCCGGGGAAGAUGAAUCGGGCGGUCGGCCAGAAUUCAGCAGACUGACGGCACAGAUCGACAUUCCGGUGGUAGAUGGGCUGGCGGAUUGGGACGAAGAAGGAGCACAAGCCGGCUGGGAUGACGCUGACGAAGGUACCACCAAACAGUUGAUAAGGGAAACCAAGAAGGAACUUCGUCAACAGCAGCGGCAACAGCACCAAAGGAGCCACUACAAAUAGAAUAACGGCCACCAUAUUUCGGAUAUUUUCGAUUGCAAAAUAACAAAAUAUAAAAAUGCCUUGUUGAUUGAC
This is a messenger RNA of Uranotaenia lowii, 807 nucleotides long. RefSeq lists its product as uncharacterized. Gene Ontology annotation, cellular component: secretory granule. The record is from RefSeq and is a predicted model, not a curated record. Bases 163 to 735 code for a protein of 190 amino acids. The transcript has 2 exons. NCBI's taxonomy places the organism in Eukaryota, Metazoa, Arthropoda, Insecta, Diptera, Culicidae.